AUGAAGUUUGGGUUUGUUGAGGCUGCACUUUUGUCUGUCGCAUUAGCGCAGACGACACACAAACAUGCACCGAUCGAUAUCCAGUCGAGUCUCCUGCGCGACCCCCGAGAAGUAGCCGACAAACGAUUCGACUAUAUUAUCGCCGGGGGUGGUUUGACCGGCUUGACUGCUGCUGCUCGGCUCACAGAAAACCCUAAUAUCUCUGUUCUUGUGGUCGAAGGAGGCUACUACGAAUCCAACCGGGGCCCGAUCAUCGAAGAUGUGAACACUUACGGCGAUAUUUUCGAUUCUUCUCUUGAUUACGCUUAUCAAACUACACCGCAAGCUUCCAAUAACCUCUCCGGUAUAGUCCGUUCAGGCAAGGGCCUCGGAGGAUCGACCUUGAUUAACGGAGCCUCUUGGACUCGUCCGCACAAGAGCCAGAUUGAUUCCUGGGAGUCGGUCUUUGGAAAUGACGGCUGGAAUUGGGAAAAUCUCACCUCUUACAUGCACCAAGCCGAGGCAGCCCGUCCGCCGAACCCCGCGGAGGUUACUGCAGGCCACUUUUUCGACCCUUCAUGCCAUGGCCUGAAUGGAGCUGUCCAUACUGGCACUCGAAAUACUGGCGAGAAGUUCAGCCCAAUGAUAAAGGCUCUCAUGGACACUGUCAAACCACAGGGUGUCCCUACUCGACAUGACUUUUGUUGCGGCGACCCGCAUGGUGUUUCCAUGAUCCUGAAUUCGGUUAACGCAAAGCAAAUCCGCUCCGAUGCAGCCCGUGAAUGGCUGCUCCCUAAUUACCGACGGCAUAACCUGAAGUUAUUAACCGGUCAGCUUGUUGGGAAGGUCCUCUUUGAUGAGACUAAUAUUGGCCCCAAGGCUGUUGGCGUGGAGUAUGGUGUUCAUAAACAGUUUACGUUUAAGGCGUAUGCGAAACAUGAAGUUUUGUUGGCAGCGGGCUCUGCGGCCUCCCCUCUGAUCUUGGAAUGGUCUGGAAUUGGUCUGAAGUCAGUCCUUGAUACAGUUGGCAUUCGGCAGAUUGUCGAUCUCCCUGUAGGUUUGAACCUGCAAGACCAAACCACUACAACUGUCCGUUCUGCUAUCACUGCUUCUGGAGCUGGUCAAGGUCAGGCGGUCUAUUUUGCUACUUUCAAUGAAACGCUUGGCGAUCUCGCACCCGUCGGAAUUGAUCUACUGAAUAUGAAACUCCAACAAUGGGCCGAGGAGACUGUUGCUGCUGGUGGCUUUCAUAACGUCACGGCCCUUAUGAGCCAAUAUGAAAACUACCGGGACUGGCUUAUUAACAAGAAUAUUGCUUAUGUUGAACUUUUUUUGGAUACAAGCGGCAAAAUCCAUUUCGAUAUCUGGGACCUCAUCCCCUUUACCAGAGGUUACGUGCAUAUCCUUGAUGCAGACCCUUACCUCGGCCGUCGCGCAUACAACCCACGGUACUACCAGAAUGAACUAGAUGUUCUAGCUCAAGCUGCGGCAACGCAAUUGGCACGAAACCUGAGCAAUAGUGGGGAAAUGAAGCAAUAUUUUGCUGGAGAACAAAUACCUGGAUUCAACUGUCACAACCUGGCCUAA
Messenger RNA from Aspergillus chevalieri, 1566 nucleotides. RefSeq lists its product as uncharacterized. The transcript has a single exon. The coding region runs from base 1 to 1566 and encodes 521 amino acids. The record is from RefSeq and is a predicted model, not a curated record. NCBI's taxonomy places the organism in Eukaryota, Fungi, Ascomycota, Eurotiomycetes, Eurotiales, Aspergillaceae. Gene Ontology annotation, molecular function: flavin adenine dinucleotide binding; oxidoreductase activity, acting on CH-OH group of donors.